UCCAGGUGUCACACUCAGUCUCCCACUGGCUGACUGCCGCACUGCUCAAGCUGUGUCUCAUGAAGCUGACAACAAGUUUCAGGUAGCCAUGCAGCUGGGAGAGCAGAGUCAGCUCCACAUGAAAUACCCACUAGGAAUGACAGAAGCCUUUAAUUUUUUUAAAAUCAGCUUUCAUCUUUGAAAGACACUGAAAUGAUCCCAAAUGGAUUGUGCUGUGAAUGUCUGACAGCAAGAUAUCAGAAAAAAAACUGAUCAUCAUAGUAACAUCUGCAUCCAAUGAAAGGAUCUGAGAUCUAUGAGUCAGAGGCAUGCAGGAAAGCACUGAUAGUUAGUGCUUCAAUAUUGGCUAUAGAGAAAACAUGUAUUAUGCAAGGCAGACAUAUAACUUUCAGCCUAGGUGAUAAAGUUUGCAUCAUGUCUCCAGACCGUUUCCCAGAGCUUUUAGAUUCAUCACUUGCUUAUCAGGAUGGGGUCAGUGAACACAUGGAUUGAAAACGCAGUGCUGCAAUUCAAACAUGAAAAGACUUGAGAUACCGAACUGCUGAUAGCAGUCUUCUCUAGUCACGCUUGACAGCUAGUCAGGAAAUGGGAGCCUAGGCUCCACGGUAAAGACAUAACCUUUCUACACAAUCAAAUCUGUUUUCAGGUAUCACCUAGAAAAGAAGCACAGCAUCAGUGUAUUACUUGACUUGGAAAAAUUUAUAUAGAAUAGCCUUUCCAAGGAACUUUCUCCUUACGCAAGGCAUAAAUAACAUUGGUCUUACUGACUGAGCAUUAUGGAAGUGCACCUCACUGGGACAUGAGGAAAACUUCUGGAUUUCAAUAGCAGUAAGACCUCUUCAAGUACCUAACAACUUCAAGAAUCACAUUAAGCCCUGGAACAACAGAGCAGUAUUUGCAGGUCUGAUUUUUGGUGUGCAUCCAGCAGAGCCCUGUGCUGAUGUUGCUGCUAUCUCUGCUGCAAUCCUGUGUUAUGAAAGCUAUGAAGAAAUACUUAAUUCACAGUAUGUGGUCACUGAGGAAGCAAUGCAUUUAAACUGCAUGAGAACACUCUGAACAUGGAGGUAGGAUAACUGCCAGCUUGCUACUGGGCUGCCCUGCUGCCUCUCUGCUGUUUCCUCCAUGGCUCUGGUGACAGACCUCACGAGACUCCAAGCAACAGAAAGUGACACGGGAGCAACAGACUCCAACAGCUUCACCACUAGUACUGCUAUGAGUAGAAAUGCAUCCUACUAGCCACUUGAGAGAAAGAGGCAACAAAGAAGCUCUAGACAUGUUACUGUACUAAAGAACUAAACAGCUGAAGUUAAAGUUGUUACCACGUACAGAGUUCAGUUUUCUACCAGGGAGAAUGAAGCUCUAGCUCUAAAUGAGCCUAUGCCUCUUCAAAUGCUGAGAUUCUCAGAAGCUAAAUGACAUGACUGAAACAUCUACACCUGACUGCUUCGACUUUGGAAUUGCUGGGGAGCAGGUACAUUUGUAUAUGCCAAGGAAACCAUGGAGAGGUUAGGAGAUGAGAUCCAGUCUACCAGUUCUGUGGCCCCUAUGAAAGUACCAUCCAAGUGAGCCUUCCUCCUGCCAGGCCUUCAAGCCAAACAGAAACUUAGUGUUUCUCUAUCUGCUGCUCAUAAAACAAAUAGAAGAAGCCAGAAAAGAGGAGAUGACAUAUAGCCCACUGCCAUUUUAUGUCUGAAUUAGGACAGAAAACGCUUACUGGGGGUGGUUUCAGUGGCUGUGCUGACUGUUAAAAGAAUGGAGAUACUCCAGUCUGCGCAUCUCCUCAGCAAGUUUCUACUGUUCAGAAGACUGAAUGGACCAGAUUUCCUCACAGAGGAGGGCCACACAAUGUAAGACCUGUACAUACAUGUGCAGCCGCUAACAGAGAAAAAUGCCUAAGGAGAACCUGUAGGGAUACUUCAGCAGCUGACAGGAGAGGAGGAACACGCUGCAAACAAGCAGCCUCAGCUCAGAGUUCUGUGAGAAGAUCAAUGUACAAAAUGACAAAGUAAAAAGCUGAUCUGAAGCUAUACGCAGACAUUUGUGCCCUGGCACAAAGCACAGUGCAGUUGCAGCUCCAAAAUCAGGCAUGCCCAGCUGCGCCCUCACUUUAUCAGCUCUAAAAAUUCACGCAUGAUUUCUCAGAUUUGGGGGCUUUGCAUGAACAGUUCCAGCUUUGUUAGGAUUCUUCUGACUGCAAAUACCUUAAACUGCUGCAUUAAAAAGUAAAUCGCAUCUGCGUUAGCAUCCGUUUAGACACGCUACCACUGGGACAAACGCAAAACAAAAGCACCGAAGAAACUCUGAUGCCACUCAAGUACUGCAACAGCUUUAUUAAGAAGAAGGCAGUAGCCAAGUGAAGCAGCUGGAAUCACACUGAAGUCACUCUGAACCCUACAGUUCACUUCAUUCUUCCUUCUCCUACAGAGAGCACAUCCCUUACUCACCCUGUGCUUCCUUCUUAAGAAGCAAGUGUGAGCCUGGCACAGCAAGUUUUGAUCUCUUUUGAAGCUACCUGUUUGACAGAGACAAGAAAACUAAAGCAGCUGUGCAACAUGACAUUUGAAGAUUUUGAGAACUACUCUUACUUCUACGACCUGCCUGAGGAAGAAGAAUCACCCCAGUCUACCCUCAGCAUUGCCCAUAUGAUUUCCCUUUCAUUUUACAGUGUGGCAUUUCUUCUGGGAGUCCCAGGCAAUGCCAUUGUCAUCUGGUUUAUGGGCUUCAAGUGGGAUAAAUCUGUCUCUACACUCUGGUUCCUCAAUCUAGCCAUUGCAGAUUUCAUUUUUGUUCUCUUUCUGCCCCUUUACAUCACAUACGUGGCAAUGGGUUUCCAUUGGCCUUUUGGGAAGUGGCUCUGUAAAACGAACUCAUUCAUUGCACUACUGAAUAUGUUUGCCAGUGUUUUCUUCCUGACAUUCAUCAGCCUUGACCGCUACAUCCGCCUCGUACACCCAGUUUUUUCCUACAAGUACCGGACUAUAAAGAACACCCUCAUUCUUAGUGUGGUCAUUUGGAUGUCAGCUGCAAUUAUUGCUGGCCCUGCCUUAUACUUCAGAGACACAGCUACUGCUCUCAACAAUGUCACCAUCUGCUACAACAACUUCCAUCUGCAUGACAGAGAACUCAUUUUGCUGAGACAUCAUAUUUUGAUUUGGGUGAGGCUUGCCUUUGGUUACCUCUUUCCUCUACUGACCAUGGUUAUUUGCUACUCAUUGCUGAUUGUUAAAGUAAAGAGGAGAACGGUGUUGACUUCUAGCAGGCUCUUCUGGACCAUCAUUGCUGUAGUUGUAGCUUUUUUUCUUUGCUGGACACCGUAUCACAUAUUCAGCAUUGUGGAGCUCUCUGCUCACCAUGAUGAAAACUUGCACGCCUUAUUGCAGGAUGGCAUUCCCCUCUCCACAGGCCUUGCUUUCAUCAACAGUUGUCUCAAUCCAAUCCUCUAUGUUCUCAUUAGCAAGAAGUUUCAGGCUCAAGUCAAGACAACAGUCUCUGAGGUACUAAAAUUGGCACUGUGGGAGGUGAGCCGCUCAGGAACCGUCAGUGAGCAGCUGUGGAGCUCAGACAAUACUCAUGCGCCUGUGCACCAUUGUGAAACUGCUCAGUGACUGUUCAUCGCCAUCCAUCUAUAAAAUAGCUGACAGAUUCGGAGCUGUUGUUGACUUCACAUCUGCCAAUGAGAUGUGCAUCUUUGCAUAUACAGUUUUAUAUUAACAGCUGGCUUUACUGUGCUUGCUACUUUCCUUUAAAUGUUUUUAAAGGAUACAUCAUUUGGGUGUGGUGUGGUUGCAGUGUGGACAGCCUGAAAAGAAAGUUGUCUGGGUUUUCUAUCAGGAAUAUUGUUGUAAUCCUGGUGUUAACAGUACUUCACUGAUCUCACAGGAGCACAUAACAUUCCUCUGAUCACCACUGAUAACAUUUUUGAUCUAGGCAUCCUCUUGAGAGAUCAUAGUCAGGCAUCAGUGGUUUGUGAGCUUCACAAGUAUUUCACUCUUGUUGAAAGCAGGAGUCACCUUGCUAUAUCCCAGCCAAAAGAAGUUGUCACUGGCUUCACUCUGCCAUCAGAGAAGUAACUCAAUACAGAGAAUACUGAAUUGCAGCCUUGUCCUUCUAAAGAAUAAUGGAAAUAAAAUGUUCACUCCCAUUGCUUUGCCUUAUACUGAGCUGAGACGCAGGGCUGUGGUUUCUUGUCACUUACGUGCUUUUAAUGCCAUUUGGUUGGUGUUUCAGAAAAUAUUUUGGCUCAUUUGAAAUACAUAAAGAAUUAGUGGAAAUGUGUCUUACUGAAUCUGAGACCUAAGGCCCUUGUCACAUGUUCUUUUUGUGUUUAAACUUCCAGGUUUUAGAGAUUUCACAUUUAUUAGCUGUUUUCUGCUGGUCUCUCAAACAAAGGUUAAAGUGCAGUAAAACAUUCUAUCUUAAUGACUAAAAAGGAGCAGGGUGAAUUCACAAGCAUGUAGCCAAAUUCAGACUUCUCUACUAAGCUGCAGUCAAGAUUGUACAUCCAUGAUACAAAGUUCACUCGCAUUAGAAAGAGGCAGUAGACCCAGCUGUCCUAUUUUCUGCUCCAACUUGUUGCCUGCUGUAAAAUCACACCUACACCAAUGCACAUAUACACACUAAGUGGAGCAAACCUAUUUCUGAGGCAGUACCACUUAACUGAGAAGUUGUAUGAGAGAUAAAGCUCUGCUAAGAAUAAAAACAUAAAGCUUUAGGUGAAUUUGAACUAGGUUUUUAUUGUUAUUGGCCUAUAUAUCUAGAGUAAAACCAGCUUCCAGAUAACAUGCUAGCACAUAAGUUGCUUUUAUGCUGUAAAUGAGGCCUUAUAUGUAAAACUUCAUAUGCUUCCAUGCCCGCUAGCUGGAGGCAUCAGAGAACAUAGAGAGAAGCAUCUGAGCUGUGGGGGUUCCUUGAAAUGGCUGGAGAUUGCUGCUGGUUUGCACCAUGGCUCCUGCACAGUCCCUGCGGGAUCUGGCAGGAUGGUGGCGAAUAGCUGGA
Molecule: messenger RNA, 4995 nt
Organism: Coturnix japonica (Japanese quail)
Lineage: Eukaryota; Metazoa; Chordata; Aves; Galliformes; Phasianidae
Source: RefSeq, a predicted model, not a curated record